GACGCAGCGGGCGGGCGGGAGGACUCGGCGGGAGCCCCUAGAGCCGGGCGCCCGGGGACGUAACCUGUAGGGCCACCGGGUCCCCGUCAGGGGCGGCGGCGGGAGCAGCGGGGACUGCAGGCCGGGGCGGAGCGAGCGCGGCCCGGCGGGCUGCGGCCGGGUGUGUGCGGCGCGUGGCGGGCGCAGCUUACCAGGCGAAGGUGAGUGCGGCGCCGGCUCCUCCUGCGGCGGACUUUGGGUGCAACUUGACGAGUGGUGGUUUGACAAGUGGCCUUGGGGGCCGAAUCGUCCCAGUGGAAGAGUUGUAAAUUUGCUUCUGCAAACCUUUUGGUACCUGGCCUUCCCCUACGGAUUAUACUCAACUUCUUGUUUAGAAAAUGGGGCCCACAAGACGCCUGGUUACUAUCAAAAGGAGCGGGGUCGACGGUCCCCACUUUCCCCUGAGCCUCAGUACCUGCUUGUUUGGAAGGGGUAUUGAAUGUGAUAUCCGUAUCCAGCUUCCUGUUGUGUCAAAGCAACACUGCAAAAUUGAAAUCACUGAGCAGGAGGCAAUAUUACAUAAUUUCAGUUCCACAAAUCCAACACAAGUAAAUGGGUCUGUUAUUGAUGAGCCUGUACAGCUAAAACAUGGAGAUGUAAUAACUAUUAUUGAUCGAUCUUUCAGGUAUGAAAAUGAAAGUUUUCAGAAUGGAAGGAAGUCAACUGAAUUUCCAAGAAAAAUACGUGAACAGGAGCCAGCACGUCGUGUCUCAAGAUCUAGCUUCUCUCCUGACCCUGAUGAGAGUGAGGGAAUACCUUUGAAAAGAAGGCGUGUGUCCUUUGGUGGGCACCUAAGACCUGAAUUGUUUGAUGAAAACUUGCCUCCUAAUACGCCUCUCAAAAGGGGAGAAACCCCAACCAAAAGAAAGUCUCUGGUAACGCACACUCCACCUGUCCUGAAGAAAAUCAUCAAGGAACAGCCUCAACCAUCAGGAAAACAAGAGUCAACUUCAGAAAUCUGUGUGGAAGUGAAGGCACAAAGCUUGGUUAGAAGCCCUCCAGCUCCUAGUCCUAGGAAAACUCCAGUUGCCAAUGAUCAACGCCGUAGGUCCUGCAAAGCAGCCCCUGCUUCCAGCAGCAAAUCUCAGACAGAGGUUCCUAAGAGAGGAGGGAGAAAGAGCGGCAACCUGCCUUCAAAGAGAGCAUCUAUCAGCCGAAGUCAACAUGAUAUUUUACAGAUGAUAUGUUCCAAAAGAAGAAGUGGUGCUUCGGAAGCCAAUCUAAUUGUUGCAAAAUCAUGGGCAGAUGUAGUAAAACUUGGUGCAAAACAAACACAAACUAAACUCAUAAAACAUGGUCCUCAAAGGUCAAUGAACAAAAGGCAAAGAAGACCUGCUACUCCGAAGAAGCCUGUGGGCGAAGUUCACAGUCAAUUUAGUACAGGCCAUGCAAACUCUCCUUGUACCAUAAUAAUAGGGAAGGCUCAUACUGAAAAAGUACACGUGCCUGCUCGACCCUACAGAAUGCUCAACAACUUCGUUUCCAACCAAAAAAUGGACUUUAAGGAAGAUCUUUCAGGAAUAGCUGAAAUGUUCAAGACCCCAGUGAAGGAGCAACCACAGUUGACAAGCACAUGUCACGUCGCUAUUUCAAAUUCAGAGAAUUUGCUUGGGAAACAAGUUCAAGCAACUAAUUCAGGAGAAGAACCUCUGCUGCCCACCUCAGAGAGUUUUGGAGGAAAUGCGUUCUUCAGUGCACAGAAUUCAGCAAAACAGCCAUCUGAUAAAUGCUCUGCAAGCCCUCCCUUAAGACGGCAGUCUAUUAGAGAAAAUGGAAACAUAGCAAAAACUCCCAGGAACACCUACAAAAUAACUUCCGUGGAGACAAAAACUUCAGAUACUGAGACAGAGCCUUCAAAAACAGUAUCCAUCGUAAACAAGUUAAGAAGGUCUAUGGAGUUCAGAAAUAUACAGAAGCUACCUAUAGAAAGUAAGAGUGAAGAAACAAAUACAGACACUGUUGAGCGCAUCCUAAAAAGAUGUCAGAAGGCAACACUACUACAACAAAGGAGAGAAGGAGAGAUGAAGGAAAUAGAAAGACCUUUUGAGACAUAUAAGGAAAAUAUUGAAUUAAAAGAAAAUGAUGAAAAGACGAAAGCAGUGAAGAGAUCAAGAAGAACUUGGGGUCCGAAAUGUGAACCAACGUCUGAUCUGACAGACCUCAAGAGCUUGCCUGAUACAGAACACACGAAAGACACGGCAUGUGGCCAGGAUCUCCUCCAAACCCAAGAUCAUGCCAAGGCACCAAAGAGUGAGAAGGGCAAAAUCACUAAAAUGCCCUGCCAGUCAUUACAACCAGAACGAAUAAACACCCCAACACACAUAAAACAACAGCCGAAGGCAUCCCUGGGGAAAGUGGGUGUGAAAGAAGAGCUCUUAGCAGUCGGCAAGCUCACACGGACGUCAGGGGAAACCACACAUACACACAGAGAGCCAGCAGAAGAUGGCAAGAACAUCAGAAUGUUUAAGGAGUCUCCAAAGCAGAUCCUGAACCCAGCAGCCUGUGUAACUGGAAUGAAGAAGUGGCCAAGAACGCCUAAGGAAGAGGCGCGAUCACUAGAAGACCUGGCCGGCUUCAAAGAGCUCUUCCAGACACCAGGUCCCACUGAGGAAUCAAUGACUAAAGAGAAAACUAUCAAAAUAGCCUGCAAAUCUCCACCACCAGAAUCAGUGGACACUCCAACAAGCACAAGGCAACGGCCUAAGAGAGGUAUCAGGAAAGCAGAUGUAGAGGAAGAAUUCUUAGCACUCAGGAAACUAACACCAUCAGCAGGGAAAACCAUGCACACACCCAAACCAACAGGAGGUGAUGAGAAAGAUAUUAAAGCUUUUAUGGGAACUCCAGUGCAGAAACUGGACCUGCCAGGAACUUUACCUGGCAGCAAGAGACAGCUGCAAACUCCCAAGGGAAAGGCCCAGGCUCUAGAAGACCUGGCUGGCUUUAAAGAACUAUUCCAGACUCCUGUUCUUACUGAGGAAUUAGUGGCUGCCGGCAAAACCACUAAAAUAUCCUGCAAAUCUCCACAGCCAGACCCAGUGGACACCCCAACAAGCACAAAGCAACGGCCCAAGAGAAGUCUCAGGAAAGCAGAUGUAGAGGGAGAAUUCUUAGCAUUCAGGAAACUAACACCGGCAGCUGGCAAAGCCAUGCACAUACCUAAACCAGCAGUAGGUGAAGAGAAAGGCAUCAACACAUUUGUGGGAACUCCAGUGCAGAAACUGGACCUGACAGAGAACUUAACUGGCAACAAGAGAUGGCCACAUACUCCUAAGGAAAAGGCCCAGGCUCUGGAAGACCUGACUGGCUUUAAAGAGCUCUUCCAGACACCUGGUCAUACUGAGGAAGCAGUGGCUGCUGGCAAAACUACUAAAAUGCCCUGCAAAUCUUCUCCACCAGAAUUAGCAGACACCCCAACAAGCACAAGAAGGCAGCCCAAGACACCUCUGGGGAAAAGGGAUGUACAGAAAGAGCUCUCAGCUCUGAAGAAGCUCACACAGACCACACACACAGACAAAGUACCAGGAGGUGAGGAUAAAAGCAUCAAAGCAUUUAAGGAAACUGCAAAACAGAGACUGGACCCAGCAGCAAGUGUAACUGGUAGCAAGAGGCAGCCGAGAACUCCUAAGAGAAAAGCCCAACCCCUAGAAGACCUGGCUGGCUUGAAAGAGCUCUUCCAGACACCAGUAUGCACUGACAAGCCCACAACUCAUGAGAAAACUACCAAAAUAGCCUGCAGAUCUCCACAACCAGACUCAGUGGACACACCAACAAGCUCUAAGCCACAGUCCAAGAGAAGUCUCAGGAAAGUGGAUGUAGAAGAUUUCUUAGCACUCAAGAAACGAACGCCAUCAGCAGGCAAAGCCAUGCACAUACCCAAACCAGCAGUAAGUGAUGAGAAAAAUAUCAACGCAUUUGUGGGAACUCCAGUGCAGAAACUGGACCUCCCAGAGAACUUAACUGGCAGCAAGAGACGGCUACAAACUCCCAAGGAAAAGGCCCAGGCUCUAGAAGACCUGUCUGGUUUUAAAGAGCUCUUCCAGACACCAAGUCACACUGAGGAAUCAAUGACUAAUGAUAAAACUGCCAAAGUAGCCUGCAAAUCUUCACAACCAGACCCAGACAAAACCCCAGCAAGCUCCAAGGGACGGCUGAAGACAUCCCUGGGGAAAGUGGGCGUGAAAGAAGAGCUCCGAGCAGUUGGCGAGCUCACACAGACGUCAGGGGAGACUACACACACACACACAGAGCCAACAGGAGAUGGUAAGAGCAUCAAAGCAUUUAUGGAGUCUCCAAAGCAGAUCUUAGAUUCAGCAGCAAGUCUAACUGGCAGCAAGAGGCAACCGAGAACGCCUAAGGGAAAGUCUGAAGUCCGUGAAGACCUGGCCGGCUUCAAAGAUCUCUUCCAGACACCUGGUCACACUAAGGAAUCAAUGACUAAUGAAAAAACUACCAAAAUAUCCUACAGAUCUUCACAACCAGACCCGGUGGACACCCCAACGAGCUCCAAGCCACAGCCCAAGAGAAGUCUCAGGAAAGCAGAUGAAGAAGAAUUUUUAGCAUUUAGGAAACGAACACCAUCAGCAGACAAAGCCAUGCACACACCCAAACCAGCAGGAGGUGAAGAGAAAGACAUCAACACAUUUACGGGAACUCCAGUGCAGAAACUGGACCCGCCAGAAAAUUUACCUGGCAGCAAGAGACGGCUACAAACUCCUAAGGAAAAGGCCCAGACUCUAGAAGACCUGACUGGGUUCAGAGAGCUUUUCCAGACACCAUGCACUGAUAACCCCACGACUGAUGAGAAAACUACCAAAAUACUCUGCAAAUCUCCACAACCGGACCCAGUGGACACCCCAACAAGCACAAAACAACGGCCCAAGAGAAGCCUCAAGAAAGCAGACGUAGAGGAAGAAUUUUUAGCAUUCAGGGAACUAACGCCACCAGCAGCAGGCAAAGCCAUGCACACGCCUAAACCAGCAGUAGGUGAAGAGAAAGUCAUCAACACAUUUGUGGGGACUCCAGUGCAGAAACCGGACCUGCCAGGAAACUUACCUGGCAGCAAGAGACGGCCACAAACUACUAAAGAAAAGGCCAAGGCUCUAGAAGACCUGGCUGGCUUCAAAGAGCUCUUCCAGACACCAAGUCACACUGAGAAAUCAAUGACUGACGACAAAAUCACAGAAGUAUACUGCAAAUCUCCACAACCAGACCCAGUCAAAACCCCAACAAGCUCCAAGCGACGACUCAAGACAUCCUUGGGGAAAGUAGGCGUGAAAGAAGAGGUCCUACCAGUCAGCAAACUCACACAGACGUCAGGGAAGACCACGCAGACACACAGAGAGACAGCAGGAGAUGGAAAGAGCAUCAAAGUGUUUAAGGAAUCUGCAAAGCAGAUGCUGGACCCAGCAAACUAUGGAACUGGGAUGAAGAGGUGGCCAAGAACGCCUAAGGAGGAGGCGCGAUCACUAGAAGGCCUGGCCGGCUUCAAAGAGCUCUUCCAGACACCAGGUCCCACUGAGGAAUCAACGACUGAUGACAAAACUACCAAAAUAGCCUGCAAAUCCCCACCACCAGAAUCAGUGGACACCCCAACAAGCACAAGAAGGCGGCCCAAAACGCCUUUGGGGAAAAGGGAUGUAGAGAAAGAGCUCUCAGCCCUGAAGAAGCUCACACAGACCACACACACAGACAAAGUACCAGAAGGUGAGGAUAAAAGCAUCAAAGCAUUUAAGGAAACUGCAAAACAGAGACUGGACUCAGCAGCAAGUGUAACUGGUAGCAAGAAGCAGCUGAGAACUCCUAAGAGAAAAGCCCAACCCCUAGAAGACCUGGCUGGCUUGAAAGAGCUCUUCCAGACACCAAUAUGCACUGACAAGCCCACAACUCAUGAGAAAACUACCAAAAUAGCCUGCAGAUCUCCACAACCAGACCCAGUGGACACCCCAACAAUCUUCAAGCCACAGUCCAAGAGAAGUCUCAGGAAAGCAGAUGUAGAGGAGGAAUUCUUAGCACUCAGGAAGCUAAUACCGUCAGUAGGGAAAGCCAUGCACACGCCCAAACCAUCAGGAGGCGAUGAGAAAGACAUGAAAGCAUUUCUGGGAACUCCAGUGCAGAAAUUGGAUCUGCCAGGAAAUUUACCUCGCAGCAAGAGACGGCCACAAACUCCUAAGGAAAAGGCCCAGCCUCUGGAAGAUCUGACUGGCUUCAAAGAGCUCUUCCAGACACCAGGCACUGACAAGCCCACGACUGAUGAGAAAACUACCAAAAUGCCCUGCAAAUCUCCACAACCAGACCCAGCAGACACCCCAGCAAGCACAAAGCAACAGCCCAAAAGAAGUCUUAGGAAAGCAGACGUAGAGGAAGAAUUUUUAGCACUCAGGAAACUAACGCCGUCAGCAGGCAAAGCCAUGGACACACCCAAACCAGCAGUAAGUGAUGAGAAAAAUAACACAUUUAUGGAAAUUCUAGUGCAGAAUCUGGACCUGCCAGGAAAUUUACCUGGCAGCAAGAGACGGCCACAAACUCCUAAGGAAAAGGCUGAGGCUCUAGAGGACCUGGCUGGCUUCAAAGAGCUCUUCCAAACACCAGGUCACACUGAGGAAUCAAUGACUGAUGACAAAAUGACAGAAGUAUCAUGCAAAUCUCCACAGCCAGAGUCAUUCAAAACCUCAAGAAGCUCCAAGCAAAGGCUCAAGAUAUCCCUGGUGAAAGUGGACAUGAAAGAAGAGCCCCUAGCGGUCAACAAGCUCACACGGACAUCAGGAAAGACUACGCAAACACACACACAGCCAACAGGAGAUAGUAAGAGCAUCAAAGCAUUUAAGGAGUCUCCAAAGCAGAUCCUGGACCCGGCAGCAAAUGUAACUGGUAGCAAGAGGCAGCUGAGAACUCGUAAGGAAAAGGCCAGUGCUCUAGAAGACCUGACUGGCUUCAGAGAGCUCUUCCCAGCACCAGGUCACACUGAACAGUCAAUGACUGUUGACAAAAACACAACAAUGCCCUGCAAAUCUCCCCCAGCAGAACCAGCAGACACUGCCACGAGCACAAAGAGAUACCCCAAGACACAUCUCAGGAAAGAAGUGAAAGAGGAGCUCUCAGCACUUGAGAGGCUCACACAAAGCUCAGGGCAAAGCACACACACACACAAAGAAUUAGCAAGUGGUGAUGAAGGCAUCAAAGUAUUUAAACAACGUGCAAAGAAGAAACCGAACCCAGUAGAAGAGGAACCCAGCAGGAGAAGGCCAAGAGCACCUAAGGAAAAGGCCCAACCCCUAGAAGACCCGGCCGGCUUCAAAGAGCUCUCUGAACCAUCAGGUCACACUCAGGAACCACUGACUGCUGGCAAAGCCACUAAAAUACCCUGCAAAUCUCCCCCAGUAGAAGUAGUAGACACCACAGCAAACACAAAGAGGCAUCUCAGGACACGUGUGCAGAAGGUACAAGUAAAAGAAGAGCCUUCAGCAGUUAAGUUCACACAAACAUCAGGGGAAACCACGGACACAGACAAAGAACCAGUAGGUGAAGAUAAAGGCAUCAAAGCAGUGAAGGAAUCUGCAAAACAGACACUGGCUCCAGCAGCAAGUGUAACUGGCAGCAGGAGACGGCCAAGAGCACCCAGGGAAAAUGCCCAAGCCCUGGAAGACCUGGCUGACUUCAAAGACCCAGCACCAGGUCACACCGAAGAAUCAAUGACUGAUGACAAAACCACUAAAAUACCCUGCAAAUCAUCACCAGAACUAGUAGACACUGCAACAAGUUCAAAGAGACGGCCCAGGACACGUGCCCAGAAAGUAGCAGUGAAGGAGGAGCUGUUAGCAGUCGGCAGUCUCACACAAACAUCAGGGGAGACUGCGCACACCGACAAAGAGCCGGUAGGCGAGGACAAAGGCAUGAAAGCAUUUAAGCAACCUGCAAAGCAGAAGCUGGACGCAGAAGAUGUCAUUGGCAGCAGGAGACGCCCAAGAGCACCUAAGGAAAAGGCCCAACCCCUAGAAGAUCUGGCCAGCUUCCAAGAGCUCUCUCCAACACCAGGCCACACUGAGGAACUGGCAAAUGGUGCUGCUGAUAGCUUUACAAGUGCUCCAAAGAAAACACCUGACAGUGGAAAACCUCUAAAAACAUCCAGAAGAGUUCUUCGGGCCCCUAAAGUAGAACCCGUGGGAGACCUGGUAAGUACCACAGACCCUGUAAAAUCACAAAGCAAAAGCAACACUUCCCUGCCCCCACUGCCCUUCGAGAGGGGAGGUGGCAAAGAUGGAAGUGCCACAGGAACCAAGAGACUGCGCUGCAUGCCUGUUCCGGAGGAGAUCGCGGAGGAGCUGCCAGCCAGCAAGAAGCAGAGGGUUGCUCCCAGGGCGAGAGGCAAAUCACCAGAACCCGUGGUCAUCAUGAAGAGAAGUUUGAGGACUUCUGCAAAAAGAAUUGAACCUGUGGAAGAGCUGAACAGCAACAACAUGAAAACCAACAAAGAGGAACACAAAUUACAAGACUCGGUCCCUGAAAAUAAGGGAAUAUCCCUGCGCUCCAGACGCCAAAAUAAGACUGAUGUAGAACAGCAAAUAACUGAGGUCCUGGUAUUAGCAGAAAGAAUAGAAAUAAACAGAAAUGAAAUGAAGCCCAUGAAGACUUCCCCAGAGAUGGACAUUCAGAAUCCAGAUGACGGAGCCCGGAAACCCAUAUCUCGAGGCAAAGUCAGUGAAAACAAAAGGUGCUUGAGGUCUGUGAGACAGAAUAAGAGCUCCCAGCCUAAGGUGGCAGAGGAGAGCGGAGGGCAGAAGAGCGCAGGGGUUCUCAUGCAGAAUCAGGAAGGGAAAGGAGAAGCAGGAAAUUCAGACUCCAUGUGUUUGAGAUCAAGAAAGACGAAAAGCCAGUCUGCAGCAAGCUCUUUGGAGAGCGAAUCUGCACAGAGAGUAACGCGGAGUGUCAAGAGGUGUGCAGAAAAUCCAAAGAAGGCUGAGGACAUUGUGUACGUCAAGAAAAUAAGAACCAGAAGUCACCGGGACAGUGAAGAUAUUUAACAAAAAAAAUCGAACUGGGAAAAAUAUAAUAAAGUUACUUUCGUGAUAAGUUCUAAUACAGUUUUUGUCAUAAAUUACAAGUGAAUUCUGUAAGUAAGACUGUCAAUCUGCUUAAGGGAAGAAAACUUUGAAUUUGCUGGGUCUGAAUCGGCCUCGUAAACUCCACUGGGAGCACUGCUGGGCUCCUGGACUGAGAACAGUUGAACACUGGGGGCUUUGGGAAGGAGUUUGGACCAUGCUUUGCUCUCAGCUUUGCGGAAUGAAGCCUUGAGGUCUAUCAUCACCCACAGCCACCCUACAGCAGCCUUAACUGUGACCCUUGCCACACUGUCAUUGUUUAAAUGUUUGCCUGUGUCCUCCAGGGCAUGAUGGCAGGAACAUCUAUGCUCGUCUGUCCCAGCACUGAGCAGGCACUUGGUAAACAUGAAUGAGAGGGUGAGUGCACCGAUGAAUGGAGCUUUUAAGAUCUGUCUCCAAUGGCUAGGCCCAGGGCAUUUGCUCCCCACAUUAAGGCAAUUGGACAUCUGCACAGGACAGUCCUAUUUUUGGUGUCCUUUCCUUUCUGAAAAUCAAGUGCUUUAGAGAAUGACUUGUGAGCACAUCUUUAGGGACCAAGAGUGAGUUUCUGUAAGGAGUGACUCAUGGCUUGCCUUUGUCUCUCGGGAAUACUUUUCUAACUAGGACUGCUCUCACCUGAGACAUUCACCCGCGGAAUCUCAGGGUCCCGGGCUGUGGCACAUCAUGACCUCAACCAGGCUGCUCAUCUCCAGCUUCCCUGUCAUUGAAAGCUUCAGAAGUUUACUGAUUCUGCUCCUGCCUGUUCUCUUUCUGACUCUGACAGCCCAAUGCCAGCCGGUAUAUGAAGUGACACCAGUACUCUGAAAAGCAUCAUCGUCCUUGGAGGGACUGAGCACUCAGCCUUUCAGCCACGAUUUCAGGAUCGCUUCCUUGUGAGCCGCUGCCUCCAAAAUCUCCUUUGAAGCUCAGACAUCUUUCUCCAGCUUCAGGCCUGUAGACAUAACUUGUUCAUCUCCAUUUACUUUCCAGUUUGUCCCCUCUCCUCUCUGUAUUCCCCAAAUCAGAGAAUAGCCCACCAUCCCCCAGGUCACCUGUCUGGACUCCCCAUUCACCCACUUUGCCAGGUGUAGGUGAGGAUAACACACCAGACAGGGUAGCUGUCCCCCAGCAAGUGCCCUGUGUGGUCAUUGCACCCCCAUCUCCACGCUUGUCUCCCCAGUGUCUGGCGGGGAGCCACGUGACAUGAAUAUUCGCUGAAGGAAUGCAGAAAUCAGUGGUACUGACUUGUGCUGUAUUGGCUGCCAUGAUAGUGUUAUAACAGCAUCGUCCAUGAUCAUAAGGGAGAAUGACAUUCUGCUUGAGGGAGGGAAUAGAAGGGCAGGGAGGGGACAUCUAAGGGCUUCACAGGGCUGCAAAGAGUACGGGGAUUGCGCCAGGGCAGAACAAGGGAGGGUAUUCAAGGAGGAGCGGCUCUUAGCGGAGGCACUUUGGAAGGUGUGAGGCAUAAAUGCUUCCUUCUAGGUAGGCCAACUUCAAAACCUUUAGUAGGAAUGUUGCUAUGAUCAAGUUGUUCUAACACUUCAGACUUAGUAGUAAUUAUGAACCUUACAUAGAGAAAAAUUGUAUCUAGCCAUAUGCCUGUGGAGUGGAAUAUUUUGUUUAGUAGAAAAAUCCUUUAGAGUUCAGUUCUAACCAGAAAUCUUGCUGAAGUGUGUCAGCACCUUUUCUCACCCUGGUAAGUACAGUAUUUCAAGAGCACGCUAAGAGUGGUUUUCAUUUUACAGGGCUGUUGACGGAUUAGAAACGUUCAUUCAAGGGCUACCGCUGUGUUUAAUAGAUGAACACCACUUCUACACAACCCUCCUUCACUUUGUAUGGUGGGGAGGGAGGGAGCUGACAAAUACUGCCCAUUGCCCUGGGCUGACUACAUUUGAGAACAAAUACCCACCCAUUCCCACCAUGGCAUGGUAACUUCUCUGAGCUUCAGUUUCCAAGUGAAUUUCCGUGUGAUAGGACAUUCCCAAUAAAUAGAAGCUGUUUUUACUUUUUCGCCUCCCAGGGCCUGUGCGAUCUGGUCCCCCAGCCUCUCCUGAGCUCUCUUACUCAACUGUACCCACUGUCUCCUGCCUGCCUUUGGCAGGCAUCCCCAGCCAGCACACACUCCCUGCUGUUUUCACUGCCUGGAACUUUCACUCCGGCCCCACCAAGAUCAUUGCAUCCAGUCCUGAACUCAGCUUAAGGGCGGCUUCCUGCCUGUGGGCUACCUCACCCCAUGCCUGUCCUCCAGGCUCGGGCAGGUUCGUAGUUUGCCUGAAAUUGUUCUGUACCUCUUUGUAGCACGUAGCAUUGUGGACACCAAACCACUAAUUGAGUUUCUGGCUCCCCUCCUGGGGUUGUAAGUUUUGUUCAUUCAUGAGGGCCGACUAUGUAUUUCCUGGUUACUGUAUCCCAGUGACCAGCCACAGGAGAUGCCCAACAAAGUGUGUGAUGAAAUGGUCUUAAAA
Messenger RNA from Mandrillus leucophaeus (drill), 11578 nucleotides. RefSeq names its product marker of proliferation Ki-67 (gene MKI67). Gene Ontology annotation, molecular function: protein binding. Bases 378 to 9056 code for a protein of 2892 amino acids. The transcript is spliced from 14 exons. Gene Ontology annotation, cellular component: nucleus; chromosome. Gene Ontology annotation, biological process: regulation of mitotic nuclear division; regulation of chromosome segregation. Lineage: Eukaryota; Metazoa; Chordata; Mammalia; Primates; Cercopithecidae. The record is from RefSeq and is a predicted model, not a curated record.